Messenger RNA from Adelges cooleyi (spruce gall adelgid), 3129 nucleotides. RefSeq names its product protein SCAI. Gene Ontology annotation, molecular function: transcription corepressor activity. NCBI's taxonomy places the organism in Eukaryota, Metazoa, Arthropoda, Insecta, Hemiptera, Adelgidae. Gene Ontology annotation, biological process: DNA-templated transcription. Gene Ontology annotation, cellular component: nucleus. Bases 577 to 2391 code for a protein of 604 amino acids. The transcript is spliced from 14 exons. The record is from RefSeq and is a predicted model, not a curated record.
CGCUGUCUUCCGCCUACGCGCUGCACACUCGCACGUCGGAGCAACCCAGCCCGCCGCACCCCGAGCAGAUUAUUGUCGUCGACGCAACACUAAAGCUACCCCGCGCGUUACACAACGAUUCGUGCACGUGCGUGGGCGCCACAUUUUUCCUCAAUUGACCGAGUGUUUUUUUUUUUUUUUUUUAAAUAAUUACAAUUAUUAACCUAACACGCCAACGCGAGAGUCUCGACCCUUCGGCCAGUGUUUAGAUGUAGGCAGUGCUCGGUCGUCGUGUACACGCCAGCGUCGUCGUCCGGAUAACCGCGCAGGAUACGUAACGUUUGGGUCAGGAUAUUGAUGGCGUUGGCCACAACCGCGGUGGCCGUCUGGUUUUCGUCGUGAUGGACCAUUUGGAUAUCGGCGGUGGCUGCGGCACACGACGAGUGCGCAACACGAUCACAUGUCACACGACGUAAGUGGCCGCGGUGCUGGUGAUCGCAGCAGCUCGGCUCGCUCUACGGGUAAGCGGCGGCCGCUGCGGGGUACGGUGUCCCGGUACCGGAGCGGGCUCUUCCACAACCGUUGGACGUGACAAUUAUGGUCGUGGCCGCAACCAUGGCCAGCAUGGAUGACCACGAGAGGAAGAUUGUCGUCGAGUUCUGUCAACUGCUCGAGCAGUCUAAGCAGUUAUUCAACGGACUCCGAGACCUUCCACAAUGCGGUCAAAAAAUUUGGCAAGGAUAUUUUGGCAAAACUUUCGACGUUUAUACCAAACUUUGGAAGUUUCAACAGCAACACAGGCAAGUGCUGGAUACAAAGUACGGUCUAAAGCGAUGGCAAAUAGGCGAAAUAGCCUCGAAAAUAGGUCAACUGUAUUAUCAUUAUUAUCUCAGGACGAGCGACACGAAUAAUUUGAACGAAGCGUAUUCGUUUUAUUCGGCCAUCAGGGGAAGACAAUACUACUCCAGGGUGUCGCAGGAAGACAGGUGCCACCUUAAGCACAUAAGCUCAGAUUGUUGUAAACGUGAAAUGUAUACAUGUGUGUCCCAUUGCAGGUCGGACCUAAUGGUGAAAAAACUCAGAUACUACGCCAGGUUCAUUGUGGUGUGUCUGUUGCUCAGGCGGGUUGGAGCCAUCCGAGAACUGUUGGCCGAACUCGACAAGCAAAUCGUUGACUACACAAGCACUUAUGAACCGGACGACCAAUUGGAAUGGUCUUUAGUGCUGGAAGAGAUCAAAACGUUCGUAAAAGCCGACAGCAUUGUGAACGUGUUACACGCCGACCAGAGCAGCGUUAUACUCUCGCACAGAUUGACACCGCUGACAACGCCUCCGGUGGAAAAGUCUACCAUGAUGAAUCUCUCGUUGCAAGAGAUUAUACUCAUAGGAAACGCCUCGGAACAGGUAAAAUUUAGCGAAAUGACCAUCGACAUGUUUCGCAUGAUGCAAACGUUGGAACGAGAGAAAAACCGAGAAGAAACGAAUCACGUAUCCGAUCCACCUUCGAGAGCGUCUUUUGAAAAAAGCUAUUCGAUAACUAGCAACAAAACGCUAGCGUAUCCAAUGAUGGCGAAUCAUGACGUUAAUAGUUCCAGGAGAGAAAAUCCCCACAAAUAUAUCUUGUACAAACCGACCAUUACUCAAAUAAUGAUGUUUUUAGCUACAGGUUUCAAAGAGCUUCCUGCCAAUGGCGUGCUGCUCAUGUACGUGUCGGCGGACGGAUGCUUUCAGACCUCGAAACAUGUUAACGACUUGGGUUAUGACUGCGGUGGUAUUAUGGCCAGUAGCAAACGAGAAAUGGAACUGACGAACAAAAAAGGAGUGCACGUUAAAGAAAUCCAUUGUCUGUAUCCCGGAGACCUUUACCCGUUCACCAGAAAACCGUUGUUCGUCAUCAUCGAUUCGGACAACAGCUUUGCCUUCCAGUACAUUCCUCGGUAUUUCGGUCAUCCGUUCGUCGUGCUCAUGUCUCCACAAGAGCUACCCGAUAAACUGCACGAACAACUACAGCACAACGGCAGUCUGUUUACGCUGUUCUUGCACAGUCCUCUGACGGCGUUUUGUCUUAUUUGCAACAUCUUAACGGUGAAAAUGCACUUGUGGGAAAGGGCCAAUUCGUACGUGGACAGAUUCAUCACGGAGGCCAGUCGACUGUUCACCAGCAAAGUUAAACCAGACGUAUCGUACAUACAGUUCUUCGGUGACGAUUUCCUAAGGCUUCUAUUGUUGCGCUAUGUUUUUUGUCACGUCGUCUUACGACACCAUCGGGCUUUCAACGGAGAACAAUAUCUUCCGCGGUGUCAGCCACCUUUACCAUUGGCGAGCUUUUUGGAAGAAAUUUCCCUGAAGAAAUAUGUCAGAGAAUUGGCAAAACAUUUGGACGUCUUGUCGCAUUUCGAAAACUUCGAAUGAUCCUCCACGACCAGUAUCAGAAUCGAUUACCGGUCGUUCACUUCUUCCAGUAUCAAAAUAAUUACUAUUAUUAUUAUUGUUAUUUGAUUAUUAUUAUUAUUAUUAUAUUAUAUUAGUUAUGUAGAAAAUACCGGAACAUGUUUAUUGUAUAAAAAAAAACCGUACAAUAUAUAUAAUAAUAUUAUGUACAAAGUCGGAUAAAAAUGUAUGUAUAAAAUCCGCUGCCAUGUUGAUCCGGCUUUUGACCAAACGUACUUAUAACGACGGUGAUUUCUUCGAUUAGUGUUAUUGUUUCGUUCUAAUUUGUACAAUAUUAUUCUUGAGACCACACAGACAACCCACUGCGGUAGACCUGUGUCUUGAGACGGUUCCAAAUUUCCGGUCAGCUCGGUAAUGGCCAAAAAUUAUUAGCGUUUAAACAUUUGUAUUUGUUAUCUUCGUUAUAAUUUUUAUGUAAACUGUAAUAAAAUAUUAUAAGUACCAACUGUAAUGUAUUCAAGUUGGAUAAAAAAAAAAAAAAAUUUCACGACAAAUCGUAUCUUAUCAAAACAUUCUUAUUUUUUUUUGUUUUCUUCCAAUUUCAUCAGUUUGUUUCCAAAUCUUCCAUUUUAUAAUAUGUAAUGAAUAUAAGUACUUAUUAAAACAAAUUACACAAAAAUAAUGUUUAGAAAAGUACAGUAUUUUUUAUAAAAUUCGUCGAUAUAUUUGUAUUAAUUAUAUAUAAUAUAUAUAUACUAU